AUGGAUAGUGAAGUUCAGAGAGAUGGCAGGGUUCUUGGCAUAACAGAUGAUGCUUGGAGGGAAGACUGUCUAACUUAUGAAGAUGUCACUAUCCCAUUGAGUGAACUGCCUGAAGCUGAGCAAGACAAUGGAGGAUCAACAGAGUUGGUGAAAGAACAAGAAAUUAAGUGGUCAGAUUUAGCCCUUCAGAUCCUGCACAAGAAUACAACCAACACUGAGACUUAG
Oncorhynchus masou masou (cherry salmon) is the source of this 225-nucleotide messenger RNA. Its product is annotated as anaphase-promoting complex subunit 13-like. The coding region runs from base 1 to 225 and encodes 74 amino acids. Gene Ontology annotation, cellular component: anaphase-promoting complex. The transcript is spliced from 2 exons. The record is from RefSeq and is a predicted model, not a curated record. NCBI's taxonomy places the organism in Eukaryota, Metazoa, Chordata, Actinopteri, Salmoniformes, Salmonidae. Gene Ontology annotation, biological process: protein K11-linked ubiquitination.